Messenger RNA from Tuber aestivum (summer truffle), 811 nucleotides. Lineage: Eukaryota; Fungi; Ascomycota; Pezizomycetes; Pezizales; Tuberaceae. The record is from the annotation of a GenBank genome assembly.
AUGGGUGUGGUGACCGUGAUGAGACGCGUGACCGAGACCGAGGAGAUGAUGCUUGUGCUUCUUGUGACCGUGACCGUGACCGCGGGAAGAAUUGGAGGAACUGCUGCUGGAGGAGGAAUCGUCGUCCUUAUAUGCCUUUUCUUUAACGUAAACCUGGAGGGCCUGAGGGUGGUCGCUGUGGUGAUGGUGGUGCUCUUCGAUAUGGGUAUGCGAACGGUGGGGAACUAGUUCGUGAUGGCGAUGGCUCUCGCGGACGGUUUCAGUAACCAGGUGUUCGUCUUCCUCGUCUUCGUGGGCUAAAUGUACGUGAUGUCCUUGAAGGUGCUGUGGGUGCUGUUGGUGCUGACGCUGGUGCUGUUGAUGCUCAAUCUGGUAUCGUUCCUCGUGAUGAUGGUGACCUUCCCGCUCGUGUCCGUGAGAAGAGAAGUGAGAAGGCUCAGCGUGGUGGUGCUCGGUGUGUAUCUCUUCUUCUACAACAGUCUCUUUUGUUACCCCUGGUGAUGCGUAGGACGAAGGGAAGACACUGAAGGGGAUCGGGACUCGAGCGUCAAAGUCCAGAUUGUCAAGCUGAGUGAUUCUCCGAAAGUUUUCUCGUCGUCCUUACACUGAGUGAAUGGGCGACAAGAAAGGAGAAUCCUUCUUGCUUAUUUUGGGUAUAUAGGAAAAAGGGGGGGGGGGUGAGAGAAAGCGUUGGCUGAACACGUCUUUGCAGAUUACCACAAGAGGGAUUGAGAGGCUAGAGCGCGCUGUGGAGGUGCUUUGCGGGAUGAGGGAGGAAGGAAGGAAGAAGGGAAGCUUCGGUGAUGAGUGA